Cynoglossus semilaevis (tongue sole) is the source of this 1728-nucleotide messenger RNA. It is a transcript of the gene kcnv1, whose product is annotated as potassium voltage-gated channel modifier subfamily V member 1. Gene Ontology annotation, biological process: potassium ion transmembrane transport; protein homooligomerization; action potential. NCBI's taxonomy places the organism in Eukaryota, Metazoa, Chordata, Actinopteri, Pleuronectiformes, Cynoglossidae. The record is from RefSeq and is a predicted model, not a curated record. Gene Ontology annotation, molecular function: protein binding; voltage-gated potassium channel activity. The coding region runs from base 171 to 1703 and encodes 510 amino acids. Gene Ontology annotation, cellular component: voltage-gated potassium channel complex; membrane. The transcript is spliced from 4 exons.
UUCAUGAUGGCGGUUUCUCAAGGGGGCGGGGUAUAGAGCCACAGCGGCUCCGCUGGUAGGACAGAAGUGAAAUGACGUUGUAGCGCGUCUGUUUGUUUUCACAAAGGGUGGCUGGUGUUACACUGCUGCCCCCUCUGCAUCUGCAGCCGCCCUGCUCCUCAUACUCCACCAUGAGCCUGUCUUUUCGCUCGGUUGUCGGGGCAGAGUCCUCCAGUGACAGCACCUCAACAGUGUCUCUGGACUCCAGUGUCUUCUACAGCGAGACGUCAGCGUCAGUGACUGGAGAUUCAACAAACUUCCUGACUGUGAACGUUGGUGGAAGUCGCUACAAACUGUCCCAGGAGCUGCUGUCGGCGUACCCCGAGACCCGGCUGGGGAAACUGGCCCGCGGUGACCAAGACCUGGCUCUGGACCUCUGUGAUGACGCUGACUUCUCAGAGAAUGAGUUCUUCUUCGACCGAAACUCACUGACCUUCCAGUAUGUGAUCAACUUCUACCGCACAGGUCACCUCCACGUCAGCGAGGAGCUGUGUGAGAUCUCCUUCCUGCAGGAGAUGGAGUACUGGGGCAUCGAUGAGCUGAGGAUCCACUCCUGCUGCCGUGAACGUUACUACCGCCGCAAGGACCAGAAGGAGACCUUGGACGUGCACCGGGAUUUUGAGGCCAACGACGUCAGCUGCGAAGAGGAUUUCACGGGCACCAGCUGUCCCGCUCUACGGCAGCGUCUGUGGAACCUUCUGGAAAAACCUGAUUCAUCACGAGCAGCUCGUACCUUCGGCUCCUUGUCGCUCUUCUUCGUGGUGCUGUCAGUCAUCAGCAUGGUGCUGGUCUCUCUGGACUCAGGCGAGGACUUUGGCUUUGCCGACAUUGGACCUGGUGUUCCGUUGUUGUUUGACGGUCUGGAGUACACGUGUGUGGUGUGGUUCACAUGUGAACUGGUGCUGAGGUUCCUCUGUGUGAGGGACAAGUGUCGCUUCAGUCGCAGAAUUCCCAACGUGAUCGACCUGCUGUCCAUCCUGCCCUUCUACGUCACCCUGGCGGUGGAGAGCGUCCAUGGAGGAACCACUGAGCUGGAGAACAUGGGCCGCGUGGUGCAGGUCCUCCGAAUCCUCAGGUCCCUGCGAAUGCUGAAGCUGGGACGACACUCCACAGGUCUGAAGUCUCUGGGCGUCACCAUCACUCAGUGCUACGAGGAAAUCGGCCUCCUGCUGCUCUUCCUGGGCGUCGGCAUCUCCAUCUUCGCCAUGGUGGUCUACGCUCUGGAGCAUGACAUCCCCUACACCACCUUCACCAGUGUCCCAGCUGCAUGGUGGUGGGCCACCACCUCCAUGACCACCGUGGGCUACGGGGACAUCCGUCCGGACACGGCAGCAGGGAAAGUGCUGGGCUUUCUGUGCAUCCUGUCUGGGAUCCUGGUCCUGGCCCUGCCCAUCGCCAUCAUCAACGACCGCUUCGCCACCUGCUACCUGAACAUGAAGGUGAAGGAGGCGGCCAUACGGCACGGGGAGGUGAUGAAACGGUUGGCUCGUGGAUCAACUGAAGAGACGGAAGAUGAAGAAGAAGGAGCAGGAAGUGGAAAAGGUUUGGGGGGAGGUGUGAACCUGAGGGACGCCUACGCCCGGAGCAUUCUGGAGAUGUUGAAGCUGCACGGGCGUGAGAGGGCGAGCACUCGCAGCAGUGGAGGAGGAGAACUGUGGUGGUAAAACCAGGAGAUCUGACCUGAAGGUG